CAAAUAUCAUCCAGUUAUUUGUUCCAGUCGACACGAUAACAUAUUAUCAUACUUUAGUUUCCUAGAUAUUCUUUUUGAGGAGUGAAUUUUUUGUGCAAAAAUGAACACUGAUUCCCUCGAUAUUGGUGAAACUUUCGGAGUGAAGCAAGAUUCUCUAGUUUCUGGAUACACUAAAAUUCUGCAAGACAUCAUAAAAGAUAGGCGAAUUCGCUGGGAGAAUUUUACUCAACAAAGCUUCGCACGUUUUCUCCUUGCUCAUCCCAAACUUAAGAAGAACUGGAACAAGGAUGAAACAAGGAUGAUGGAUGGAAAUAACUAUGACGAAUGGGACACGACCCUCUGUGCAAAAGUCCUCCUGUUACCACACACUAUUUGGACCCAGUACCAACUUCCUUUCCCGUUUAAAGUUACACAAGACGAGAUAACAGCCAUCGAAGAUUUAAGGAAUCUACGAAAUAAUACAAAGCACCGAGUAAGCGAAGAUGAUAUCACGGAAAGAGAAUUUGAAAAAAAUUGUCGCCUCGUUUCAAGUAGGUUACAAAUUUUGGGAGUUAGUACCGUAGAAAUUUCCAAAAUAAUCGAGGAAGCCAAAGUUCUAGCUGUCGUGGACAAGAACAAAGUCACAAAUCACAUCAACAAGCUAAAAGAGACGGAUUGGAAAUUCAAAACCCUAAAAGUAUUGGGAAGUGGGUCUUUCGGGAUCGUUAUCCAUGCUCAAGAUGACAUAGAUGAGUCGAACAGUGCAGUCAAACUUAUACCAAAUCGAGAACAUGGACUCAAACUAGAGGAAAAUGAAACAGUAAUUAAAGAAGCAAAGUUAUGGGUGGAUCUAAAUCAUGAUAAUGUCGUGAAAUACAAAACUGCCAGCUUUUUUGCCCUUUGGCCAGCGACGCUUAAAAAAAUUUUGCAUCUAGACCAAACAAGUACCCACUUAACCGACUUUAUGCGUGCAUGUUUUCAAAGAUCGGAUGAAACGAAGAAAAUUAUAAAAGGGCUUUAUAUUCAGACCGAAUUAUGUGGCUCUACGCUGAGAAAGUGGCUCCACAUGAGCCAAACAAAUCAAGACUAUUCUGACCUGGCCCCUGAAAUUUGUCUUGGUCUGGUCUCUGGAGUGAAUUAUAUUCACCAGAAUAGAAUAGUACAUAGAGACUUGCGACCGGAAAAUAUAUACUUCAGUAUCGGUCGAGAUUUCAUGCUGCCCAUUAAAAUCGGCGAUUUUGGCUUAUCUACCAGAUUACUUGUGGAGCAUGACGCUUCAACGUUAAGCAAAGAUGUAGGAAAUCCUCUCUAUCGAGCUCCAGAAAUGAGCGAAUCACAUGAGACAAAAUCUGAUAAGGCAAAGUAUGGGUCGGCCGUGGAUGUUUAUUCCGUGGGUCUUAUCAUAUCCGAAAUUUUCGAUCCAGAAGUAUCCAUUCAAGCAACCAGGAUGAAGUUUAACAAGAUAAUCUACAAACUGGAUACUGGGAGAAAGAUUAAGAGGAAUUUUCCCAGGCUGGACGAGAUCAUUCUUAAGUUUACGAGUGAAGAGAGUGACGAAAGACAGGAUAGAGAUGAGUACGGGAAGACAAUGCCAAUGUCGAUUUGCAUGGAGGAUUUCCAAAAAUCUGAGUCACCUAGAAGAAUGCAGGAAAUUCCCAGAGCAGCGACCACGUUUGCAACCAAUUUACAUGAGUCGACGCGUCGCAUGGAAAGUUUGCGAUUUUCAAGCAGUUUUCAAGAUGAAAGUGAUGAUGUCGUCAGUCCUGUGCAAUUUCACUCCGCACCCCUCCGCACGAGAUUUGAAACACCGUCACCGAACUUUGUGCUGGGUGAUCCCGGCUAUGGAACAAUGGACUCUGGCCAUUUGCAAAAAGAUAAUAUUGUUCACCUUCGAAAAUUACUUCAGGGAAACAAGCAAAUGUGGACUGAUGGGAAAAUUGCGAGGUUUUUUAAUUGCUUGGAAAACACGACUCGACAUCUUCCUAAAGAUUUUGAUCCGAACAGUUUAAGAACAUGUGUCAAUCGCAACUUGUACAGAAUUUUGGAACGGAAUCCUAACUUACUGAGCAAAGUUAAGUUAAAGGAUGCCUUGAAUCAGUGUGGAUUCCUAAAUUUAUCGGACAAAGUCGACACACUUCCAUUUAGCUAAAAUUGGAGUCCAUGGAUUACAACAAUCAACCAAUGAGGAAGUUUUGGUACCACUGUUUGCAUUUCUGUUAAAUAUUAAUCUGAUCCGUUUAAUUUAAUGAUACAUAAAUAUGUUGUAUAUAGAUUAGUCGGUUAGGGAUUUAUGUGAAUAAAUUGGACACAGAAAUAUAUAAAUAAAAACAUUAUGAAAUAA
Messenger RNA from Folsomia candida, 2320 nucleotides. RefSeq lists its product as uncharacterized. Gene Ontology annotation, biological process: protein phosphorylation. The transcript has 5 exons. Gene Ontology annotation, molecular function: ATP binding; protein tyrosine kinase activity. Bases 101 to 2128 code for a protein of 675 amino acids. The record is from RefSeq and is a predicted model, not a curated record. Lineage: Eukaryota; Metazoa; Arthropoda; Collembola; Entomobryomorpha; Isotomidae.